This is a messenger RNA of Nylanderia fulva, 3488 nucleotides long. RefSeq names its product BTB/POZ domain-containing protein inc (gene inc). Gene Ontology annotation, molecular function: cullin family protein binding. Gene Ontology annotation, biological process: proteasome-mediated ubiquitin-dependent protein catabolic process; protein homooligomerization. Gene Ontology annotation, cellular component: cytoplasm; Cul3-RING ubiquitin ligase complex. The record is from RefSeq and is a predicted model, not a curated record. Lineage: Eukaryota; Metazoa; Arthropoda; Insecta; Hymenoptera; Formicidae.
GAAACCUAAUCAAACCCAACUCGCGCGUCCCUUUAAAUGUCAAUCGCUGCCAGAUGCAAGUAUGGCGGAUCUCGAUGUCACGAACACGAACUCGCACGAAAUGACCGAGAAUCAUGUCAACAAACGGUGCAACAAAAAUCAGUGGGUGCGACUGAACGUGGGCGGGACGUACUUUUUAACGGCGAAGACCACCCUGGCGAGGGACCCGAACUCGUUUCUGUAUCGGCUCUGUCAGGAAGACUCGGACCUUAUUUCGGACAGGGACGAGACGGGAGCUUACCUGAUAGACCGCGACCCCACGUACUUCAGUCCGGUGUUAAAUUAUCUACGUCAUGGCAAGCUGGUCAUAAAUAAGGACCUGACUGAGGAGGGAGUCCUGGAGGAGGCGGAGUUUUAUAACAUCACCGAGCUCAUUCGCUUAGUUAAGGAGAGGAUCAUAUUGAGGGACACCAGACCGCAGAGGGACUCCAAGAAGCAUGUUUACAGAGUUCUCCAGUGUCACGAGGACGAGUUGACGCAGAUGGUGUCCACCAUGUCAGAUGGAUGGAGAUUUGAACAGUUAAUUAACAUAGGUUCUCAAUAUAACUAUGGUAACGACGAUCACGCCGAGUUUCUGUGUGUCGUAAGCCGAGAAUAUGGAGCUAGUCAGCUCAGCAGUAAAGAAGAGGAAUCCACGGAUCGUGUCAAGGUUUUGCAGCAGAAGGGUUCACGCAUGUAAUGUCUAAGAUCCGUCCUUGUUUUUCCUCUUGCCUCCUUUAAUUUGAAAAAAUCAACUGCGCUGCAACAGGAGAUGUGUGCGAAGACUGUUUUUUUGUUUUUGUUUUCUUCUUUCGUUGUUUCUACAUUUAAUUGUAAAGGGUAAGCUCCGAAAAACUCUUUUUCCAUUAUAUAGUCUCUAUUCCUAGAUAAUGUAAUUAAAAAAACAGGGACAUUACUGUGCAAAGGAUAAAGAAAUUUUAUAUAGUAUAUGUAUUUAUAUUACAUAGCACAAGAUAUAUACAUAUACACAUACAUAUAUAUAUAUUGUACAUGAAGCUUUAAAAACCGAAAGUAUCAUUAUUAAUUUAUUCCUCUUCAUUGACAAGUUGUACGCAGAAAGGGAAAAAAAUAUCGAUCUCACGAGAGAAAGAAGGACAUAGUUUAAUAAUUUCAUACAACUUUAUACAGACGUAAAAGAAGAAGAAAAACCUUCCUUUUUCUAUAAGCGCACCUAUCUGCUUUAAAAGCAGGUACGCUAUAUAAUUAUACAUAUAUAGUCAGAGAGAGAGAGAGAGAGAGAGAGAGAGAGAAAGAGAAAAUAGUUAUAUUAUUAAUAAAUAAUAAUGUUGUUCCAUAUAGAUGAAAUGGCUGCAGUUAUGUUUUAUUAUAGCUUUGUCGUAUAUAUUUUGAAUAGAUAAAAUGAUGUAUAUUUGUGAAAAUUUCUGCGAUAAUGCGUAGUUUUUAAUCUUAGCGCUAUAAAUAAUAUACUAUACACACACACACAUAUAUAUAUAUAUAUAUAUAUAUAUAUAUAUAUAUAUAUAGUGGGAUGUAGAGAUUGUCACAUUUUUGUACCGCGAAGAAUCUGUACAAAAAUUCUUUUUCCCACUCUCCAUCCGGUGUGUCCUUAUCGUAAGAACGUCUAAAUUUACUUAUACCUUCGCACUGCCGCUGUAAAACAUAAAGAAGAAAAAAAAUAAUAUUUGUAUACCUGUAACACGUGAUAAUUUAAAAAAAAAGAAAUCCAAGACGCAUUGUAAUUGUAACAAAAACUAACUGAAUAUGAACACUUGACUUUUUACAUUGUAUUGUUAAUAAUAUGGGGAAGAGGGAUUUUUUCUAAACGGAAACAAUUUUAUUACACUUACUUGUUAAGGAUACAAAUUUGAAAUGUGUGUAAAAAAAAAGAAAAAAGUAGAAGCUUAAUCUCUCUUUGUAGAUGCUAUUAUGAAGGAAAUUUUAGAGAGCGAAAGAGAGAGAAACAAUAUGUACAAUUUACAAGAUUUUGAAAUAUAAUAGUGCACGUAUUGUUCAUCCAUAGAUAGAAAAAAAUACAAUAUCCAAGUAGCAAACUGACGUCAUUAAAUGUCAAAAUAUACACACACUGCGAUAUGAUCCCCUACAUCCGUAGUAAUAAAUAAUAGUUACAACAGAUGUAGGCUGUCAAUUGUCAAAGGCCUAUUAUUGAGAACAAAAGAAUAUAAUAAACACAUUGGAAAAAAAGAACAUACGUAAUAUUUUGGCUUUUUAUAGAUGCCAUUAUAAUAUUGCAAUACAUGUGCAAAAUUUUUUCUCAUACACAUUUUUCUUUUUGUAAGAGGGUAUACAGUUUAACAAAAAAAUUUUUUUUAAUCUCUUAUAGUUGUAUCAAAUAUUUAUGCGAAUAGUGAGGUACAUAACAAGAUAUAUUACAAAUUGGCUGAUAAUAAUUAAUUUGACGGAAUUUUAGGACCAAUAUAUAUUGUUGUUAAUCUCGCGCACUAUGUACAGUGUUUUUUAGGCAUGUAAGGCGAUUACUUUCUAGCUCAAACUUCUGUAUCUACUCGUGAAUCUUUAGUCGGUAUUAAUUAAUGUUCAUUAUAUUAUAUACAUUACACAUGCGCUCCUCUUUACUCAUGUAAAGUUUGUAUACUUUCAUAUAGAUGGAGAGAUUUAUAAUAAUGAUAGAUAGAUUUAUUGAUUAUUCAAUGUUUGGCAUUAGGGAACAAGAAGAUAAUAUGUAUAUAUAUAUUUACAUUGGAGAUUAAAAUUAUUAUAACGAGAUAGGUCUCAGAUUAUUCAGAUUAUUACACGAUAAGGAUGUAAAAAGUUAUCGUAUAUACAUACAUAUAUGCAUAUUUAAUUAUUUUUGUGUUUCAAGUGGAAAUUUUUAAUUUGAAAAUUCUCUUGUCAAGUAUUAUCCAAUACGAAUAAUUAUAAUAUUAACAAGUGUUUGCAACUUAAUUAAUUGUUCAUUUAAUUUAACUGCAUAAAAUGAAUUUGUCUGAGAAACACAAAUUUUUAUAUUUUAUAUUACACAUUUAAUUCUCGGUUGAAAAAUUAUUUUAAUGAGGCACACAGAUUUCACACACAUUUUUAUACAUACAAACAUAUCCAUCUUAUCAGUGUAUGUAUACAGAUGUAUAAUAAGGAAAUCAAAAAUCAUUUCUUUAAUGAUCAUUCAAAAUAUAAAACAAUUCUGAUAUAGAACUUUACAUACCACAACCUUCUAUAUGCAAUAAUUCUUAUCUAGUAGUGCAAUUCACAGAGUGUAACAAAUAAAAAAAAUUUGAAGUUAAUUUUUUGCCGAUGCAGUCUCACAAUGUCAUAUAUAAACAUAUAUAUUUCAAAAAAUUAUAUAAAUUUAUAUUAAAUUACACCAAACCACAUUUUUGCAUUAUAAAUAGUAAUUAUUUACAACAACUAUUAUAUUAUCGAUAGGUGAAUUUACAUUAAUAAGUAGACCUUCCAUAGCGUGUGAUUUGUAAAGUGAGAUGAAGAAAAAUUAAAAUGCAAAUUGUUUGUAUUAA